AUGGCCGUGGACAUCUUUGGAUACGGCUUUUCAACUAGGGAGGCUGUUUAUUUCGCGUUAGGCUUGCUUCUUUUGGCCUUUGUCGUCCACAGGGUCCAGCGAUGGUUGCCCCUCCGUCAUGUUCCUGUUCAAGACAUUCAUCAACUCUCUGAAAAGUAUGGCCCCGUCAUCAGGGUUGCCCCGACGCAGGUUGUAGUCAUGGACUCGGAUGCUCUCUACCGGAUCUCAGGAGCCCGCACUGAGUAUCGCAAAUCAGAGUGGUACAAGAUCCAUAGGAUUUUGCGCGAGGAUGAUCACGUGUCAAAUAUUCGAGAUCCCGAGCUCCGUAAGGACAGGCUAAAGCGUGUCAUGCCUGCGUACACCGGCCGUGAUACGGAAGAUCUCGAGAAGGGCUUCGACCGGGCUAUCUCAUCUUUUAUUAGAUUGAUUGACCGUAAGUAUGCCUGCAAUCCAGGCGACUGUGUGCCAAUGGAUUUUGGCGAGAAAGCGCACUUCUAUACGCUCGAUGCGAUCGGAGAGAUCGCGUACAGUGAGCCAUUUGGUAUUCUUGAAAAGGACUCGGACAUCGACAACAUUAUUGUUACGCUGAAGUCUGGACUCCCAGUGAUUGUGGCUCUGGGAUACAACAUGAACAUCUGGGGCUUGCUCCAGAAGUGGCCGAUCUACCUGCUUCAGCCUCAUGAAGGACAGGAGGUUGGGCUGGGUGCUAUGAUUAAGAGUGUUGACAAAGUGAUCACCAAACGUUUGAGCCUGGACGACAAGUCCAAAAGGGACAUACUUCAGUCUUUCAUCGACCACGGUCUCCCACUGUCAGCCCUCCGCCAAGAAGUUGGUCUUCAGUUCCUGGCCGGCUCCGAUACCGUCGCGUCCUUCUUACGUACUACCUUCUUGCAACUGCUCACCAACCCGACGGCUUACCACGCCCUCCAGGUCGAGUUGGACGCCUUCUACUCCUCUUCCCCCUCGGAGAGUGACAUCAGCUCCGAAAACAUUAUCUCCGACGCGCAAGCGCGUACACUGCCCUAUCUCCAGGCUGUGGUCCGUGAAGGCUUGCGUCUUUUCCCUCCAGCCACGUCCUGCCCGUUCCCCAAGGUUGUCCCCCACUCAACCAUAUCUGCGACCUUCUCGUUGUCUUCGCCUACCAUCACCAAACAAGGUGAUGUGAUCCAGGGCGUUUAUCUCCCUCCCGGCACAGAGAUCGACACGGCACUUGGUGUUUACGGCAUCUGCAGAGACAAGCAGUUCUGGGGCGCAGAUGCAGACUGCUUCCGGCCGGAGAGAUGGCUGCAGGCAGAGAAGGAGGUAAAGGUAGUAGCAGGAGAUGCAGCAGAAGAUACACGGUUCGCGCAGAUGCUUCGUAAGGUGGAGCUCGUGUUCGGCAGUGUACAGUACGUGUGUGCCGGACGGUCGUUGGCAUACGUGGAGAUGCGCAAAGUUAUUGCUGAGCUUAUGAGACGAUACAACUGGUCGCUUGUGGACCCGCUCAAACCGCCGAUCAUUGUUAACAAUGGUGUGUGGGAGACACGAGACUUCUGGGUCCGCGCUGAAAAGAGGUAG
Thermochaetoides thermophila DSM 1495 is the source of this 1557-nucleotide messenger RNA. RefSeq lists its product as uncharacterized. The transcript is spliced from 7 exons. The record is from RefSeq and is a predicted model, not a curated record. Lineage: Eukaryota; Fungi; Ascomycota; Sordariomycetes; Sordariales; Chaetomiaceae. Gene Ontology annotation, molecular function: heme binding; oxidoreductase activity, acting on paired donors, with incorporation or reduction of molecular oxygen; monooxygenase activity. The coding region runs from base 1 to 1557 and encodes 518 amino acids.